Molecule: messenger RNA, 1698 nt
Organism: Anthonomus grandis grandis
Lineage: Eukaryota; Metazoa; Arthropoda; Insecta; Coleoptera; Curculionidae
Exons: 1
Coding region: 121-1662 (513 amino acids)
Source: RefSeq, a predicted model, not a curated record
CUGACGGCUCACCUUUUCCCACUUUACUCAAAAGUCAUAUGCCUCCCCCAUCACAUUUUUGUUAAUUUUUUCCCCGAUAUUUACCCCGUAAACAGUGUCCACUCGAAGCAAAAUUAUACGAUGAAGGUUUACUGGAAGGCCCUGUUCGGUUACGGUUUCGUUUUCUGGAUCAUCUUGUGCCUCACGGAUCUCCUGGGGGUGACGCACCUGAACAAAUACAAGGAGAACCUGGACGACCUGUACGAGCAACCUUGGGCGAUGCAGCAUCUGGAAAACAAGCUGGAUGGCUUCCAUUAUGGAGGAAUGCAGUUCGGUUGGUCACUGCUGCUCUGGAACACUUUGACCUUUAUCAUUUCCAUGCUGGUUUGCUCCUUUAUAAGAUCCUCUGUGCUGCUCUUCAGGAGCCUUUGUAAGUCUUAUAAAGCUCCUGAGGUGCCCCCACUCAACCAGUACGAAAACAAAAGCCUCAGCAAGAUCCCUGUUUUGGUAAAUAAGGCAUUGACAAGAAACUCUGAUACAACCCUGCUUCCCUUAAGAACGAACUACAGCAAAGAGCUGAGCUGCCCUAAUUUACUGUGCAGGGCAAGCGGGAGCAGUGCGUCAGUAUCAACCUGCAGGACCCUUUUCAGAAAGGACAUCUACUUCUGCGCCCCAUCGGGCUUAAGUCAGGAGGACCAGCUGGAAAAACAGUGCAAGAGGCUCAAGCAGGAGCUGCACCGUUUGCAAACUGUUUCCCUUAAGGAGCACGCGAUCCUCUCCAGGAAAUUAGAAGCAAUCGUUAAGGAACGUAACGAACUGUCCAGACAAUUCAGCGUAUCCAAGAAGGAAAACCGGGCUGCCAAACAGCAGCUAGAGGAGCUGCUCCUAGAAAAAGGUCAGCUGCUUAAGAAGCUCGAAAACGCCGCAAAAGAAUUCAAGUCUAACACGAAAACCAAGAAGUUGGCUCUGGCGAAACUGGAGGAGGUCAGCGGGACCGCGGAGGAGCUGAGGCAGCAGCUGGAGCAAGUCAGCAGGGACAAAGAGAUCCUGGACAAGAAGCUGAAGCUGCUGGAGAGUGAAUAUAAUAAGUUGCACGAGCGGUUUAUAGCUUCCCAACAGAAGCUGUACGACGAAGAGAACUUGCCGGAACGUGACGAGAACUGCGUGAAACCCGCGAAAGUUCUCGCCUCGGUCUCGCAAACCGAAGUGGACAUGAGGAACAUCCAGGAAAAGAUCAAACGACUCGAGAAGAACUUGGAGAACUUGAACUGCGGCAGCGUCGAUCUCCUCGCCUCCGAGUUGAGCUUGAGUUUCGAUAACAAUAGCGCCUCCGACUCCCAAAACAAACACUCCUCCUGGACUAAUUAUAGUCUUUUAUCCAGCGGGAGUACCCCAAGACAGACCGGCUAUUGGUCGGAUAAGGUGGCCGAUCUGAUCAGCAGGAACAAGCGACAGUUCGCCAAGAUCCACGAGCUUGCGGUGAAAAUGCAGGAAAAAACCGGAUGGCUUGGUGGUAGACCUGAGGAGGAGGAGGAGGUAGAAGUCAGUUCGGAUUCGGAGGACGCAGAGCCCAAGAGGAUGGUCAGCAGCUCUUUGGCGUUUAAGAAUUUCCUUAAGAGUCUUAAUAAGUUGGACGCGGCCAAGAAGGAGCAACCGUCGUCGAACAGCGAAGUGUAUUUUUAAAUUCUUGUAGUCUAUUAAAGGAUCUGAUGAAUUUAA